AUGGCCCCUCGACUUGCCUACAAAACCACGAACACCGAUGGACAUACCUGCUACUGGUAUUACAAGCGUCAGCCGCCGUAUAAGCGACCUCAGCGCACGCCCGAGGACCGUCAACAGCUCUUGGAUUUGCUCUUUCCGAUGCCGCCGGCACUCGAUUCUGACUGGCGCGCCUCGUGCCGCCACGAUGAAUCCGAGUAUGAACGUUGCGAAGCUAUUGAGCAACUGCGGCACCAACUCAAGCGACGUGUGUAUACAGCUUGCUUCUCCGCGCCUUCCGGUCGCCCAGAGGACGAUCCUUGCGAUCCCAUCCUCGACUACACGUACCUGAAGCGCAAGCUGGAUCUCGUGAGCCUUUACAUGUCGCGCGGUGGUCGCCACUGCCCUGGCGAUUAUAUCUGGGAGAGCCUUCCCCCGUUCACUUGGGCCGCCGAAGACGCCCUGCAUGCCCAACUCGCACAGCAGGAUGUUCACAUGCAGAAUUUCGUGGCUCAGGGAGGCGAUCCCCAGCCAGAGGUCUAUCUGGGCUGGGUAGAUGACGACGAGGGUGUCGAGGAGGCGACGUAA
Molecule: messenger RNA, 564 nt
Organism: Schizophyllum commune H4-8
Lineage: Eukaryota; Fungi; Basidiomycota; Agaricomycetes; Agaricales; Schizophyllaceae
Exons: 3
Coding region: 1-564 (187 amino acids)
Source: RefSeq, a predicted model, not a curated record